AUGCCAUUUUCCUUCUCUGCUUCUUCCUCUUCACCUCUGCCUCCUGCUUCCUCUCCUUCCUGCAGAUCCUCAACUCCAAAACGACCCAGAACCCAUUUCUCGUACCCUCUCCUCUCCCCAAAUCUCCUCUCCAAGAAGAACAACCAUCCAUUCCUCCGGACAUACCCACACCGCCGCCGGCAGCGCGAUUUCCCCUCCUGCGCCGCCGUUCCGGGACUCGAUUUCGGCAACUUGGACUCAGUCUUGGAAGCUGCCGGAGUAUUGACCGCUAUCAUAAUCGUGCACGAGAGCGGCCACUUCCUCGCCGCCACCCUCCAGGGAUCCACCUUUCCCUUAGGUGGGUUCGUGGGGUUCCCUGAUAACGAUCCCGAGAGCGAUAUCCCAGCCGACGACGAGAAUCUGCUCAAGAAUCGGCCGAUUCUGGACCGGGUAUUAGUGAUUUCAGCUGGUGUAAUUGCUAAUAUCAUUUUCGCCUAUGCGAUUAUCCUGGUUCAAGUUUGUUCGGUUGGUUUGCCCGUUCAAGAGGCAUUUCCUGGUGUCCUUGUCCCUGAAGUUCGACCCUUCUCUGCUGCUUCUAGAGAUGGGUUGCUCUCUGGUGACGUUAUCCUCUCUAUCAAUGGUGCUGAGAUGCUUAAACCUGGGGUUAACUCGGUCUCUGAGGUUGUCGAGGUCAUUAAGUUGAAUCCCAAGAGAGACGUGGUGCUGAAAGUGGGGAGAGGACAGCAGGAUUUUGAAAUCAAGACUGCAAGUAAAGUUUCAGGCCCUGUAGCUAUCAUUGCAGUUGGUGCUGAAGUUGCUAGGUCGAAUGUUGAUGGGCUUUACCAAUUCGCGGCACUACUCAAUUUGAACUUGGCUGUGAUUAACCUUCUCCCUUUGCCUGCUCUCGAUGGAGGGUCUUUGGCAUUGAUUGCUGUGGAAGCAGCCAGAGGUGGGAGGAAGCUACCUUUGGAAGUGGAGCAGCGAAUUAUGUCGUCGGGGAUUACGUUGGUUUUGCUUCUUGGGAUGUUCCUCAUUGUCAGGGAUACAUUAAACCUGGAUUUCAUCAGAGAGAUGUUGUGA
Messenger RNA from Linum tenue, 1059 nucleotides. Lineage: Eukaryota; Viridiplantae; Streptophyta; Magnoliopsida; Malpighiales; Linaceae. The record is from the annotation of a GenBank genome assembly.